Cavia porcellus (domestic guinea pig) is the source of this 903-nucleotide messenger RNA. RefSeq names its product taste receptor type 2 member 143-like. Gene Ontology annotation, biological process: sensory perception of taste; detection of chemical stimulus involved in sensory perception of bitter taste; G protein-coupled receptor signaling pathway. Gene Ontology annotation, molecular function: bitter taste receptor activity; G protein-coupled receptor activity. The transcript has a single exon. Gene Ontology annotation, cellular component: membrane. Bases 1 to 903 code for a protein of 300 amino acids. Lineage: Eukaryota; Metazoa; Chordata; Mammalia; Rodentia; Caviidae. The record is from RefSeq and is a predicted model, not a curated record.
AUGCCCUCCUUCCCCAUAUUGUUCUUCAUGGUCAUCUUUUCCCUGGUGUCGUUGGCUGCUGUGUUGCAGAAUGGUUUCAUGGUGACCUUUUUGGGCAGGGAGUGGUUACGGUGUGGAACCUUGCCUGCAGGCGACAUGAUGGUGGCUUGUCUUGUUACUUCCCGGCUCUGCCUGCAUGGCAUAAGCAUCCUGAACAACUUGGUAAACUUCUUUGGUUUUUGCUACAGAACUAGGUAUCUUGACAUCUUCUGGGACUUCGUCAACACUCUUACUUUCUGGCUUACUGCCUGGCUCUCUGUUUUCUACUGUCUGAAGAUCUCCACCUUUGCCCAUCCUGUCUUUUUCUGGCUGAAGUGGAGGAUUUCUCGGUCAGUGCCCAGACUGCUGCUGAGCGCUCUGUUCUUCGGUGUCCUGUCAGCUACCUCGACAGCUGUGGGGAAUGCAGUAACCAUUCAGACCAUCACCUCUGAAAGUGUCCAUGGAAACUGCACCCUGUCUCAUAGCAUUAUAACUUUUCAUCGGUGGUACUUUUUCUGGCAUUCACUGAUGAUGUGGCUCACUCCGCUUCUCUUGUUUCUGGGAUCCAUCAUCUUGCUUAUGUUCUCCCUGUACCGGCACAUGGAGCAGAUGAGGGGGUGCAUGCUUGGGCCUUGUGAUAGCAGCACCCAGGCACACACUGUGGCUCUGAGGUCACUCUCCUUCUUCUUCAUCUUUUAUGUACUGCAUGUCCUGACUCAGUUCAUUUCUCGAGUGCAACUCAUAACUAUCUGGAAUCCCUGGUACUGGGUCAAGGAAACAGUACUUUAUGCAGGCAUCUUCCUGCACUCCAUGGUCCUGUUGCUAAGCAGCCCCAAGCUGAGAAAGGUCCUGAAAACCUGGUUUUCGGACCUGUGCUGCCUUUAA